AUGCCAGUUCAAACAAACAAAUACAAUUUAAGACCAUUUAAAGAAGCACCCUUAUCUAAAACAAACAUAAAACCAGUUGAGUUAGAACACCUUGAUUUGUCAUUGUACAAAGAAGGGCCAGAAAAUUUAGAGUCUAGAAAACAAUUAGCUUCUAAAAUAGAAAAAUCUUUAUCAACUUAUGGUUUCAUAUCAGUAACAAAUCAUGGAUUUGAUUUAUCUAAAAUAGAAUUUUUGAAAUCUAUAGCUCAAUCUUUAUUAGAAUUACCAGUUGAAGAGCAAAAGGAUUAUUUAGCAGGAGCUUGGAAGUCAGAUUUAGAAGAUCGAACUAAAUCAUCAGGUGGUGAAAAUGGUUCAGGAUUUAAACCUAAGAAAUAUUGGUCAAUGAGAAAUGGAGUUGAAGAUUCUAUAACUCAUUAUAAUUUUAAUAAUUUAAAUCAUGAUAGUUUUUUCGAUACUGAUAAAAAUAAUUAUCCUGAAAUUGUACGUGAAUACUUAGAUAAAAUUGCUGAAUAUUAUCGUUUUUUACAUUCUGAUACUUUAAGAAAGAUAUGUAAUUUGACUGAUUUAGCAUUAGAAAUUCCUGAAGGAUUUUUAUAUAAAAAUUAUUAUUCAGUAAUUGAUGGUGAUUAUAAUAAUUCUGGUGGUGGUACUGGUAGAAUGAUGAUGUAUGAUCCAAUGGACCCAGAAGAUUUGAAAAAAACAGGAAAAACUACCCUUCGAGGUCAUUCAGAUAGUGGUGGUUUUACAUUCAUAACAUCACAACCUAUAUUAUCAUUACAAAUUAGAAAUUAUUUCACUGGAGAAUGGAAUUAUGUUGGUCAUACUCCUAAUGGAUUAAUUGUAAAUAUUGGAGAUGCAAUGGAAUUUAUAACUGGUGGAUAUUUUAAAUCUUCAAUUCAUAGAGUUGUUGCACCACCAGAUGAUCAAAGUGAAUAUAAGAGAUUAGUAUUAAUUUAUUUUUCUAAACCUAAAAAUACAUCAAUUAUUGAUCCAGAACCAUUAAAAUCCCCCAAAUUAAAAAGAUUAGGGUAUAAUAAACCUGAAAUUUGGGAUAAAAUAAAUUUUCAAGCUUGGAAUAAUGAAAAAGGUAGAUUAUUUGGUAAAAAAACUGUUAAUGAUACAAAUACUGAAGAACCAAAAUUAGUCUUGAUGUAUGGUAGAUUACAUGAAAGAUGGCAUCAAGUUGAAUCUAAUUUUAGUGUUGAUGAAGCUAUUAAAAAAUUUGAUGUUAUUAAAUUAGAAGAAUUAGUUGAAUCUAAUAUUAGUGUUGAUGAAGCUACUAAAAAAUUUGAUGAUAUUAAAUUAGAAGAAUUAGUUAGUCAAUAA
Messenger RNA from Lodderomyces jiufengensis, 1326 nucleotides. RefSeq lists its product as uncharacterized. The transcript has a single exon. The coding region runs from base 1 to 1326 and encodes 441 amino acids. Lineage: Eukaryota; Fungi; Ascomycota; Pichiomycetes; Serinales; Debaryomycetaceae. Gene Ontology annotation, molecular function: dioxygenase activity. The record is from RefSeq and is a predicted model, not a curated record.